Messenger RNA from Bicyclus anynana (squinting bush brown), 2007 nucleotides. It is a transcript of the gene Gbeta76C, whose product is annotated as guanine nucleotide-binding protein subunit beta-2. The coding region runs from base 80 to 1117 and encodes 345 amino acids. Gene Ontology annotation, cellular component: heterotrimeric G-protein complex; cytoplasm. Gene Ontology annotation, molecular function: protein binding; signaling receptor complex adaptor activity. Lineage: Eukaryota; Metazoa; Arthropoda; Insecta; Lepidoptera; Nymphalidae. The record is from RefSeq and is a predicted model, not a curated record. Gene Ontology annotation, biological process: G protein-coupled receptor signaling pathway. The transcript has 9 exons.
UUGGUUACCUGUUAUUUCAAUUCAAACAGUUACACGCAUUCAAGAAAGGAAGUUGUUUUUGUAAAAGAAACUAAAAAAAAUGCCAAAAGACGAUCCCGAAACUGCAGGUCUUAAAAAAGAGCUGAACGACCUCAUCGCCAAAUGCAAGGCGGAUCAAGAAAAGGUUGCAGAUGCAAAGCUCGGCGAGAAAUGUGGCGAUAUGGGAGAUUUGCAGAAAAUACGUUUUGUGACUAAGAAAACUUUAAAAGGACACAUCAAUAAAGUUAACUCUGUACAUUACAGUGGUGAUUCUCGGCACUGUGUGACGGGUUCUUUGGAUGGUAAAUUAAUAAUCUGGGAUACAUGGAGUGGUAACAAAGUGCAGGUGAUACCGUUGCGCUCAGCUUGGGUCAUGAGCGUCGCAUUCGCCCCUUCUGGAAACUUCGUCGCAUGCGGCGGUAUGGACAACAUGUGCACAGUGUACGACGUAAACAACCGCGACGCUACAGGGUCAGCGAAGAUGGUCCGCGAGCUCGCUGGCUACGAAGGCUUUCUCAGCAGCUGUCGCUUCCUAGAUGACACGCACAUCCUCACCGGCUCCGGUGAUAUGAAGAUUUGCGUGUGGGACUUAGAGGUGGGCAGGAGAGAAGUGGAAUUCGAUGCUCAUGCGGGCGAUGUUGUCACCAUUUCUUUAGCACCAGAUAUGAAGACAUACGUUACUGGUUCAGUGGACAGAACAUGCAAACUUUGGGAUGUGCGGGCUGAAAAAGCAAAGCAGACUUUCUUUGGCCAUGAAGCCGAUGUGAAUAGUGUCUGUUACCAUCCAAGUGGUCAGGCGUUUGCGACUGCUUCAGAAGACAAGACUGCUCGCCUAUUCGACCUCCGUAGUGACCAACAGGUCGGGCACUACAAACCUCCAGGAAAUAGCGGAUUUACCAGUUGCGGUUUGUCACUCAGCGGACGAUACUUGCUUGCCGGAUCUGACGACAACACCGUGCACUCUUGGGACACCAUGAAAGUAGCCCAUACAGGUCAGCUUAAUGGACAUGAGAACAGAGUGACUUCAAUCUCUAUGGCUCCGAAUGGAAUUGCAUUGGCCAGCUGCUCCUGGGAUCAGAGCGUCAGAGUUUGGGGCUAGGGGAACCUACCUGUCCAUAAAACUGGAUGUUUCCAGGCUUGUGUUGCUAUGCCACUAUUAACUACGAUUUGAGAACCUUCUAAAGAAUAUAUUAUUUACUAGCGGACCCGGUCAAGCUUCGUUUUGACAUAAGUGCACUUAUUCUCUAUCCCUACUCUACCCUUCUAUACCUCUACCCCUACCCUACCCCUACCGCUUGACUCUUAAACGUUUGUAUGGGAAAUAGAAAAGGGCAGUUUUUAGGGUUUUCCCGGAAAUUAUUUGAUUUUUUCUCACCUUUUAAACCUUCCCUAUACCUCCACGAACAUUUCAAGACCAAGAUAAGAUAAAUCCGUUAAGCCGUUCUCGAGUUUUAGCGAGACUAACGAACAGCAAUUCAUUUAUAUAUAUAUAUAUAUUAUAUAUAUUAUUUAUAUUAUACUAAUUUAGAUAAAUUUCGUCAAAACCUUUGUCUUUAAAAUGUUGAAUGGUAGAGGAACGCGCAGGAGCCAACAAUAUAUUAAGAAUAUGUAUUAUUUUUAUCACCACCUAAAGUUGCCGGUUCUGAAAUAUUGACAGAUAUUCAUAUCCAUGUAAUUUAUAAAAAAUUGGAAACUAGUCAACGCCCGUAAUACUCUUGCGUGAGUACAAGGAAAAUUUCUAUUUUCUAAAAGCUUAUAUGCAAAUACCAGUCGCUUGUAAUUCGUCGCCUGUAUCUUAUUAUUUACACUUAACGUAAAUAUAAAUUAUAUCCAAUACACAUUGACGUGUAUGUAACUAUAUUCAAUAUAUACGUGCCUAUAGCAGAAUAUAUGAUAUAUUUUUAGGACGGAAUAUUAUAAAUAUGCUAGACAUUGGUAUAUUUUUGUUGUUAUUAAAAAUACUACUAAAUAUAUGGUACUUAUUAAAGA